Molecule: messenger RNA, 993 nt
Organism: Colletotrichum acutatum
Lineage: Eukaryota; Fungi; Ascomycota; Sordariomycetes; Glomerellales; Glomerellaceae
Product: S-adenosyl-L-methionine-dependent methyltransferase
Exons: 9
Coding region: 1-993 (330 amino acids)
Molecular function (GO): methyltransferase activity
Source: RefSeq, a predicted model, not a curated record
AUGCAAGCACAGGACGUCGUGGUGGAACCGGACGACUUCAAUGACAAUGACUCGUCUCUGGGAGAUCUCAGCAACGAUGGAACUUCCUCAACCGCAAGCUUGAACAGCUCAAUUCUCGACUACCGCAAGGAGAACGGACGCACCUAUCACAAGUUUCGCGAUGGAAAAUACCACUUUCCGAACGAUGAAGAGGAAAACGAGAGAUUGGACCUUCAACACCACAUCUUUGACCUCUCUUUCGAUGGCAAACUCGGGUUGUCACCGCCUAAUGAGCCCGAAUCCAACGUUGGCCGCGUACUAGACCUGGGAACAGGAACAGGCAUCUGGGCCAUGGACUUUGGAGAUGAGCAUCCUGGGGCCGAGGUCACCGGCGUCGAUCUGUCACCCACUCAACCGCAAUUUGUCCCGCCCAACGUCAAGUUCGAAGUCGACGACAUUGAAGACAGCUGGACUUACUCGCGUCCUUUCGAUUACAUCCAUAGCCGGAUGAUGAACUCUAGUAUCUCCAAGUGGGAGGAGUACAUCCGCCAGUCCUAUGAAAAUCUCACACCUGGCGGCUGGCUCGAGCUCCAGGAAUUCGGCUUACCCCUCUCUGACGACGACACACUCAAGGAGGAGCACGCUCUUUAUCAGUCCAUGAAGCACCUUGGCGAGGCAGCAGCCAAGUCGGACCACGCCUUUGUCGACCUCGACGCGCUCAAGCCUAUGCUUGAGGCCGCCGGCUUCGUUGACGUGACGGAGCUGCGCUUCAAGUGGCCCAGCAACACAUGGCCGCGAAACGCAAAGUUCAAGGAGCUCGGCGCCUGGAAUUACGAGAACAUCACGACCGGUCUGCAAGGGUUCCUCAUGGCAGCGCUCACGCGCGGGCUGGGCUGGAAGGCGGACGAAGUCAACGUGUUGGCCGCGCAAGCACGGAAGGAUGUUGGGGACCGAAGCAUUCAUGCAUACUGGCCCAUGAUCGUGGUGUAUGGAAGAAAGCCUGGCUCCAGUUAG